CUGUGAAAUGAAGGCAAAUAGUAUCAAUCCUGACCUUUGACCUUCCAAUUUAGUAUGUCUAUCUUCAUUCCUCUGAAUUGAUCCGCUAGAUUGUUUUCGGAUCUAGUGUGUAAGUGAGAAAAUUCCCGUAAUGAUAAGCAUCUUUGAAGAGAGCUAUAUAACUCACGAGUCAUUUUCCUGAGUGUGUAUGUGGAAUUUGCAUUAAGGAGACGGGAGAGUCUUUAAAUGGGUCCAUUAGUCCGUAUGCGCAUCUAUUUGUUUGUGUUGAGUCAGUCAUGCUGUGAAGACGGUGAAGCAGAAAGCCAGCAUGUCUGCAGAGCAGAAGAACUUCUACAUAUGAAGGACGGAUGCCACAUACUCACCUUGAACACACUCCAGCCUUUUUAGGUAAAAAUGAAGCCCCUUGUGCUGCUGUUUUGGAUUUUUGUUGUGACCGUACACACUUUUGUGCUUCAGCCAAGUGUAAAUGUGACCGUUUUGCAGAAUGCAUCUGCAGAAGGUGACCUUUGGGGAAAGCAGAGACUUACUCGGGUAAUGGAAGCUCUAAACGCUGAAGAAGAGAAAAGAAGUGAGGAAGAGGUCAAAAUCCGUGGGGCAGAAAAAGAAACUAACAAUAGUAAUGAAGAACAUGGUAUGAAAGAAACAGAAAUGGGACAAACAAUGAUACGCACAGAGGAUGCAGAGGAAAAAGAGAACCAGCAAGGACAGAGUCCGGAUGAACCUGACACAUUGGAUUUCACCCGGCCAACUCUGAAGCAAUACAACACUCCUAGCAUAUCUAUCACAUCCCAUCCAGUUCUGCUCACAGAAUCAGCUACUCCACCUCCAUCAUUCUCCUCCACACCACAGAGACCAGCAUCAGCUCCAGAGACCUUGUAUGUCAUCACCAAUACAAACCUUUCAUCUGAAACCACAGUUGAAACCCCAAAAUUUCACACUCCAGAUGCAAUGGGAACCACAUUACUAAAUGAAAGCAGAACAAAUGAUGACCUUAAAGUGGAACUCCAUGUGAUGAACGUCUCUGAGCUCCACCUAAAGGAGGAAGUGAGUGUUGAAGUCACUGCAUUGUCAGCGAGAGCGGGACCCACUGCAAAGGCCCUUCCCAGUACCUUUACGGACAAAGCAAAAAGCAAAGUGGCCAAACAUAAAGACAAUAAAACACUGAAAGGGAAGAAAAAAAAGGCUGUAAAGGGGAAGCCAAGGAAGACAACCAAAGUUUCGAAAAAAGCAAAGAAAGUUAAAAAGUUAAAUCAUGAGCAGAAACUGAAGCCAACAACUCCGUCGCAUUUUCCUUAUUUUGAAGAUAACUACUGCCCAUCAGAGUGUUCCUGCUAUGGGAGGGUUGUGCAGUGUUCUGACAAACACUUGGUCAAAAUACCUUAUGGAAUUCCUUACAACUCCAGGUACAUUCUCUUAAUGAACAACAAAAUUGAUAGCAUUCAGUUAAACUUGCUCUCCCAGUACGACUCCAUGGAGUUCCUGGUGUUAAGGAACAACCGUUUAACAGAUUCCGCAGUCAAGAAAGCAUUUGAAGGGAUUCAGCGUCUAAAGAGAUUAUAUGUGGAGCGGAACCUUCUCCGAAGCAUCCCCACAGACCUGCCUGCUACUCUUGAGGAGCUACGUCUGGACUGGAACCAGAUAAGUGCAAUGUCCAAUGCAGCUUUUGAACGCUGUCCGAGUUUGCAAAUUCUUAGCCUGAGCAACAACACCCUGUUGACUAUCCCUCCAGGUGUGCUUCUUCCUUUGGGCAGCCUUCGGACCCUCACUCUGUCCUACAACCAGCUCGCCUCUGUUCCAAUGCAGCUGCCCCUCAGUCUUCGAGAACUGUAUCUCAGAGGCAAUCGCAUUCAACGUCUACAAGGUGACAUGUUCUGGGGAGAGUCAGAGUUGCAGAUUCUGGAUUUAAGUUUGAACAGAUUGACCGAUAAAGGGCUUGGGAAGGCAGCACUAUUGAAUGCCACUGGCCUCGAGAGUUUGAAUCUAGAAGGCAACUUACUGAAGCGAGUUCCUCGCCAUCUACCCCACACCAUAAAGACCCUCAACUUGGAAGGAAACUUCAUCUUGAGCAUUACCAAGGAUGCCUUUGUUUCUAUGCCUCAACUGGAGCAUCUAGGUUUAGCAAGAAACAAAAUCGCCAAAGUGGCUCUUGGUGCCUUCAGAGUUCUCCCACUUCUGCAUCAGCUAGAUAUGAGUUACAAUGCCUUAGAACAGGUACCACGGCAGCUCCCAUUGUGGCUGCACUCUGCAACAUUUAUGCACAACAACAUCCGUUCGAUUCCUCGUGAUGCAUUCUGUUGGGGUCGAGACAAUGUGUCCCCACUGAGCCGCUUGGUGAAGGUGCAACUGGAAUAUAACAUGAUAGAUCUAGGUCAUCUGGACACGCUGGCCUUCAGAUGCCUCAGAGGCUUUCAAGUGGUGGAACUUUACUGAAUGAAUCAAUUGGGAAGCCCUAGAUAAAAGGGGCAGGCUAUGGUUGGAGUUGGCAUCUGCGACGAUGAUGAGUUUGACAAACUUACUUUCAAUAGGAUGAAAAGUCAGAAAUUGCAGUUAGUGAUAAACUAUAUAAACUGCAAAAAUGCUCAGCUCUGUAGACGAUAGUUUUGAUGGGCAUGAGGUGUCGUGCAUUACUUGACACAUAUUGAGUACUUUUCUGAUGCUGCUUCUCUGAUUUGAUCAAGUGUGUCUGCCUGCGGACUGCAAAACAGGGGCGUAAGAUGAAGGGACGUAACCUGUAGUAAGUCAAAGGCGUAACUUGCAGUUGUCAUAUUGAACCAUGUGAGAUGUCACAAUGAAAUGUAGUUGGCAAGAUGGCUUACCAGAAAAUUUUUUUAAGAGUUUUCUCCAAAUUUAUCUACAACAAAUUCUUUGAUAUAUUAUUAUAUUCAUACGAUUAGCAACUCCACCAUGCAACUUUAUUCGUUGACUUCUACUCGAUGUCGCCCCCUGUGGUUGCAAAUAACCUAAACAUUCUUAAACAUCGCUGAUUUGCCAUUGUUUUCACAUGCUCAACAAAAAUGACUGUGAGUGGCCGUAGAGGUCAUCGGUUCACCGAACUUACCGCUGUUUACUGCAUGUAACCACAGAUACAGGGACAUUGGAGCCUUUUAAAGCCACAAUUCAUCGUAUAUCGUAAAUCAGCUUUUAAAGAAACCAGCUGAUCGACGUGACCUUAAAACGCUUCAGUGUCCCUGUAUCUGUGUUUAGGCUCAAUUUGGUGAACCGAUGACUUUUAAGGCCAAUCACAGUCAUUUCUGGUGAACAGGUGAACACAAUGGCAAAUCAGCGAUGUUUAAGAAUAUGCUCCACAGCGCUUAAAUGUUUGCGGGACAUUUCAGUACCGAUUGGUAUCGAAUUCCAGUAUCAUAACAACCCUAGUUAGGUAGAGACGUUAAUAAUUGUGACGGUUGGCUUUAGGUGUGGAGUAGGUGUAGACGUUAAUAACUGAUGUACAGCGCCAUGUUGAGGACAACAUACUUUUGACAUGCCUCCAUAACUUCAAGUUAUGCCUCUAAUGUACUAGAAGUUACGCCCCUAAGACACCUUCAAAUUACGCCCCUAUCUUGCAGUCCGCAGACAGACCCUACUCGAUCUGAUCAAAUAUAGCCAAAAACAGAAUUUAAGUGUAUGCGGCCUGGGUUAUUUGUUGUGAUGAAAUUUGACUAGAUGUUGAAUAAGACUGAGAUCAGAGUUGUUUUGUUUGGAUGAAUCCCAGUCCCACUUGUUUUUGAGAUUGUGUAUUGAUUCAAUGUGACACAACAUGUCUUACAUUAGAAAAUAAAUCACUCGCUUUUGUAACUUGGCAGUCAUCUUAUCUCUGUCUUCUCCAGCUAAUGUUAUAUCAGUGGUUCUUCACUCCAAAUAUGUACUGUUUAAGAUUCAACAGGGGACAUACUUCACGUCGAGUUGAUACGAUAUUUUCACUGUUUCUCAUUAUCUGUAGUGUUUUUCUAAAAAUUGCUUGUUUUAUUUUUCUUGGUAAGUGCUUGGCUGGGUUUGCUGAUUGGCUGUGGUUAUUUGUGCCAGAUUUGAAGCGAAGAAAAGCGCAUUAUUCAGAAUUUGGCCGAGAUGAUCUUGGCUGUUUCUUUCUCUCACACAAGGGACUUAACCAGUCCAUCUAUGCCAUUGGCUGGAGUUCCAGUGUGGGUGUGUGUGUUUAGGAAAGAAAUCUCCUGCAAAUAAACAUGUUUGGUUGAACAUAUUUGAGUACUUUAAGGUUAUGCUUUUAGGAUGAGUCCAAAAUACAACCUUGCAAGACACUUGCACAUGGUUGUAUUCACCAAUAGGUGGCAGAAGAGUAUAUUUUAACAAACCUUUGCAUACAUUUUAAUAUUUCUCCCUGGUUCAAGAAUUACAAAGUUAAUAUGCUCCAUUAGAAAAGUUGAUCAUCAUUGAUCAUUGAACUCUCUUUAUUCACAUUAUUGUGAGUUUUUAAUGGCCGUUCUUAAAAAGAUGUCUCAAAUGUAUAUUUUCAUUUCAAAGCAUAUGCGUGUUGCUGCUCUUGCAUAUGAACAAAGUUGACAGGGUCUUGCCAAUCUCUUGCGGUCUUUAGUUUCAAUUCAGUGAGACUGUUUAAGCAAACCAUAUGAGUGUGUGUAAGAGUUAGGGAAUACAGGGAAGGAGAGGUGAAGAGGGGGGAAAGGGGUGACAAAGUGAGAGAGAAAUGAGAUGGAAAGAAAGCAAAUCGCAGCUUCAUGUGUAGGGUUGGUGAAUUCCAUCUGUCUAAUAAUGCAGGGAAGCUACGUGGCACUGGGAGACAGCUGGAGAGAGAGUAAGAGAGAGAGAGAGUCUGAGGAAAAGACGAGAGGAAGACUGAGGGGAAAAAAAGAGAGGACUUUAGUAAGGUGAAGGAGAUUCUUCCAGAACAUCCCUACAGUCCAGCAGGACCCUGACCCCUGAUAUUUAUCUGUUUGAAAACUCUUUUUCUUAUUACUUGUUGAGUUUAUUUGAUUUUAACCCAAGCAGAUUUGUUUUUAAUAUUGGCAAAUGGGAGAGACGGUGAGCUGGCACGCAUAUUUUCAUAAGUUGUCUGUGCACAUACACUAAGAAUGGAUAAAUAGUAUUGUGUUAAAGACGAUACUUUAUAAUUAUUUGAUCUGAAAUUUCUAUAACAAAGGGACAAACUGUACACUAUAAAAAUGGAAAUGAAUAAGAAUCUGUUUUGGGAGAAUAUGUUAGAAGAAUACUAUUUCAGUCAUAUAACUUCAAAAUGUUACAUUUCGCUGCAUGUGUUUGGGGUAUCUUUGUAAUUAAUUGUGAAAUUUUCAAUUUACUGUCCAUUUAAAAAUGUAAUUAAAUAAAAAAAAUCUUAAAAUGUU
This is a messenger RNA of Danio rerio (zebrafish), 5315 nucleotides long. The record is from RefSeq and is a predicted model, not a curated record. Lineage: Eukaryota; Metazoa; Chordata; Actinopteri; Cypriniformes; Danionidae.